AUGCUGGGACAACUCGUGGGAUCCGCCAUGCUCUUGGCCGCCACUGCCAUCUUUCUGUACUACACGGCAUGGACUCUUUUGAUGCCCUUCGUUGACGAUGGUCAUCCUCUCCACAAUCUGUUCCCACCUCGCGUAUAUGCGAUUCGCAUACCCGUUUUCCUCACUCUGCUGGGUUCGGCCGUGGUUGGCACGUUUAUUGGGAUUGUAAUGAUCAACAGCAACAAGAAGAAGGCGGCCAAGGCCAAAGCGGCCGCAAAGAAGAAGACUUGA
This is a messenger RNA of Aspergillus tanneri, 270 nucleotides long. RefSeq names its product dolichol phosphate-mannose biosynthesis regulatory protein. The transcript is spliced from 3 exons. Gene Ontology annotation, molecular function: enzyme regulator activity. Gene Ontology annotation, cellular component: dolichol-phosphate-mannose synthase complex; endoplasmic reticulum membrane. The record is from RefSeq and is a predicted model, not a curated record. Gene Ontology annotation, biological process: GPI anchor biosynthetic process. Lineage: Eukaryota; Fungi; Ascomycota; Eurotiomycetes; Eurotiales; Aspergillaceae. Bases 1 to 270 code for a protein of 89 amino acids.